GAUCCCGCGCUGGUUUACGAACACGGAAAUGAGCCGGAAACGGAAAGAAUAUUUCGCGCCAAAUUGAAACAAUGGAGCAGUAACUCUUCAGUCUUCUUACGGACCCGCCGGCGAGACACAAACCCACGAGCACCUCUUCAAACGGUUCAGUCGCCACCUCUCGGACAAGUUGAGCGAACAUGGAGGAGGCCAACAAGCUAAUCGGCUCCGGCAAGAAGCACCUGGUGAUGGGCAAAGUGGUGGAGGCGGUGAGCGCCCUGCAAGAGGCCUGCGGCAUGCUAGCUCAAAAGUACGGAGACACGGCAGACGAGUGUGGAGAGGCCUUCUUCUGGUGUGGCAAAGCGCUGCUGGAUUUGGCACGGAUGGAGAACUCUGUCCUCGGUAAUGCUCUGGAAGGGGUACCGGAAGAUGAAGAGGAGGAUGAAGAAAAACCCAAGGACUCAAAUGUUGACUGUACUGAAAACAUUGAUGAGAAGACCAGAGAUGAGCUGAGGGUGCAGGUCUACGACGCCAUGGCAGAAAAGAAUGACGACGCCGAGGCGAAGAAAGAUGAGAGUGACGACGCCAAGGCGAAAGAUGAGAAAAACAGCGACGCCGAGGCGAAGAAGGGGGACGUCGAGGCAAAGAAGGGGGACGCCGAGGCGAAGAAGGGGGACGCCGAGGCGAAAGAUGAGAAAAACAGCGACGCCGAGGCGAAAGAUGAGAAAAACAGCGACGCCGAGGCGAAAGAUGAGAAAAACAGCGACGCCGAGGCAAAGAAGGGGGACGCCGAGGCAAAGAAAGAGAGAGGCGGCGACGACGAGGUGAAGGAUGAGAAAAACAGCGACUCUGACAAAAAUGAAGACGAGGAAGCAGAGGAAAAGUCGUCGGAUGAGGAAAAGGAAAAAGACGUUGAGGAGGAUGACGACGACGAUGAGGAAAUGGAGGCGGAAGAGCAAGGAGACGAUGGAGCUGCUGAAAAAGAAAGUGACGAGGAGGAGGUGGGGAACCUGCAGCUCGCCUGGGAGAUGUUGGAAGUUGCCAAAGUCAUCUACAAAAGAAAAGAGAAUAAGGAGGAUCAGCUCAUGGCGGCCCAGGCUCACUUGAAACUGGGUGAAGUUUCUUCUGAAUCAGGAAAUUACACUCAGGCGUUGGAGGAUUUCCAGGAGUGUCUGAAGCUGCAGGUGAAGCACCUGGACGCAGACAGCCGCCUGCUAGCUGAGACUCACUACCAGCUGGGCCUGACCUACAGCCUGGACGUCCAGUACGGCCGGGCCAUCGAGGAGCUCAGGAGCUCCAUCUCCGUCAUAAAGAGCCGACUGGACAAACUGCAGGCGCUGCUCGACAAAGCCGAGGGCCCCGACGCGCUGCCAGAGGAGAGGAAGGAGAUGGAGGAGCUGCAGGCUCUGCUGCCAGAGAUUGAGGAGAAAGUGGAGGACGCCACGGAGGGCCUGAAGAUGACCAACGCUGCUGCUGAGGACGGGACGGGUGCACCGGGCGGCGCCUCGACCUCUUCCGCGUUGCCCGUCUCCACCGUGAAGAGCGCCGACUCGUCGUCCAGCUCAGCGUUUGACGUCACGUCGACCAGCGCAGUCGGCUCCACAAAUGGACACGCCUCCAAAGCACCGGCGUCAGACAUCUCCCACCUGGUCAGGAAGAAGAGGAAACCAGAGGAGAGUCCAGUGAAGGAGGGCGCUGUGAAGAAGGUGAAGCAAAACGAUGGCGAUUCCAGCGACAUUCACAAAGCCAACGGAGACACAAACGGACACGCCGACAGUACGGAGGUCAAGAGUCAGUGAAGAUGCGACGAGUUGCCUCCACCCAAGAAGAGAUUCACCUCACGUGAACGUGACGGCCGCCAACUGUCGCUCCACCUGUUUGCUGCUGUAGAUAUGCAUCUUUUUCUAUGCCUGUUGUGAUGUCAGUAUGUACCCUUUAAAGUUCAAUAAAGUGAUUUUGAUAAACCUUUUGGAUGUCCUCAGUCAGGCCAUCUUCAAUAAUUAGACAAGCAACACAAUUCUGCUCCAGAAUAUGUGACCAUCACAGG
Messenger RNA from Pungitius pungitius (ninespine stickleback), 2026 nucleotides. Its product is annotated as nuclear autoantigenic sperm protein-like. The record is from RefSeq and is a predicted model, not a curated record. Gene Ontology annotation, molecular function: histone binding. Lineage: Eukaryota; Metazoa; Chordata; Actinopteri; Perciformes; Gasterosteidae. The transcript has 14 exons. Gene Ontology annotation, cellular component: nucleoplasm. Gene Ontology annotation, biological process: DNA replication-dependent chromatin assembly; CENP-A containing chromatin assembly. The coding region runs from base 180 to 1778 and encodes 532 amino acids.